Molecule: messenger RNA, 1319 nt
Organism: Carassius gibelio (silver crucian carp)
Lineage: Eukaryota; Metazoa; Chordata; Actinopteri; Cypriniformes; Cyprinidae
Product: leukotriene C4 synthase
Exons: 5
Coding region: 364-828 (154 amino acids)
Biological process (GO): leukotriene biosynthetic process
Cellular component (GO): endoplasmic reticulum; membrane; nuclear envelope
Molecular function (GO): glutathione transferase activity; glutathione peroxidase activity; leukotriene-C4 synthase activity
Source: RefSeq, a predicted model, not a curated record
AAAUAUAUAACAUACUAGCAAAUAUAUUUACUGCAAAUAUCUUACAAAUUGUACAUUUAAGGGGGCAAGGCAAUUUUUGUUCCGGGAUUGUAAAAUUUGUUACUUUUACACCAGAUGUUUCAUGAAAUUGUAAAAAAAAAAAACUGAUCAUUAAUUUUUUUCCAAGCUUAAUUGGGUUGGUGUUUCCCAUUUACCUUUUGUAAGUGCAUGCCUCACAUAGCAUUAUGUCCUGAAAAAUCUUAAUAGUAGUGAUGUGGGUUAUAUUCAUGUCCCUCCCACCCUAGUCGUGCUAAUGUAAGUGACUGAAUAAAAAACCUCCUGUGAGUGUGGUUUGAUCAGAGAUAGACCUCACUGUCCACAGACAUGAUGCUGGAGCAGGUCGUGCUGUUAGCAGCCGUCACAGUGCUGGGACUGCUGGAGCAAGCGUACUUCUGUCUGAAGGUGAUCCAGGCGAGGAGGAAGCACUCGGUCUCCCCGCCUGCCACCUCCGGACCUCCGGCGUUUGAGAGGAUCUUUCGAGCCCAAGCAAACUCUUCUGAAUAUUUCCCCAUAUUCGUCUUCUCGCUUUGGCUGGCUGGAGUUUUCUUCAGUCAAGCACUGGCCGUGUUGUUCGGGCUGCUGUAUCUUUAUGGACGGUAUCUGUACUUCCACGGCUAUGCAGAGUCUGCUCAGGGCAGACUGGAGCCGCUGUACUUCAGUGCAAAGAUGCUGUGGGUGCUGAUCGCUCUGGCCGGGCUGGGGGUCCUCUGCACCCUCACACAGGCCUAUCUGGGACUGGACCUGCUGCACUCCUUCAGUCAUGUUCUGGGCCUGACCGAACACUCAUGAAAGCUCAAGCGCUGGAGGUCUGCAGGAGGCUGCUUCAGAGGACCUAAAAACACUUGACAACAAAAACGGGUUUUUUUUUCUCCUCUAAAGAAAGAAGGUAUUCAUUUUGUCCAUCAAAUGGAAACAUCUACAAUGUACUCGUGCAAAACAAUCAGUUAUUCAAAUGGUUGCUUCUAGAAACAUUACUGUUAGUUUUCCAAAUGUAAAAAAAAACGUAAUAUUAUUGCGUUUAUUUUUAAAUUAGAAGCUUUUAAUUGAUUUUUGUAUUAGCUAAGUCAUUGCACAUACGCAUAUCCCAGGAGAAUUAUGUCUUGGUUGCCAAUAUUGUUUUCCUCAAAGGAUGCAUUAGAGGCUUUUGAUAGCAUUGAUAACGAAUUUGUUUAUGCAUCAUAAAUACAAUGAAACAAUUAAAAUUUCCCUUUUUGAAUAAUUUCACAAAAAUAACAACUUGACUGUCAAUGAUGCACAAUAAAAAAAAUAUAUACUCCCAA